Molecule: messenger RNA, 3555 nt
Organism: Haliotis rufescens (red abalone)
Lineage: Eukaryota; Metazoa; Mollusca; Gastropoda; Lepetellida; Haliotidae
Product: organic cation transporter protein-like
Exons: 11
Coding region: 300-1892 (530 amino acids)
Biological process (GO): transmembrane transport
Cellular component (GO): membrane
Molecular function (GO): transmembrane transporter activity
Source: RefSeq, a predicted model, not a curated record
ACGUAUGCGUUUCUUUUGUUUGGAUUGUGUAAAUCCUUCAUAUCCUGCCACACACAAAAACAGGCAGCACGAUUUCUGAGUCGGGGCAAUAACUCUCAGGCUCAUAGCUACGAGGCAAAAGACUGCACGUUGUUUACGAGCAAAUGAAAGUCUAGUGACACCAUGAGGCUGUUUUACGUUCCAGGUCGUCCCGACCAGGGCGGGAUCUCCUUUUGUGGCCACAACGCUGAGCAGGUGUGUGUUGAACGUUCGCGCUCUCUUGCUCUACCUCUGCACAGACCAGUGAUUCUAGUUAUAUUAUGGCCGACGACAAUCAGAACGCACCAUGGACUAUUGAUAGCGUCCUUCAUCUACUUGGCGGACUGGGACGUUACCAGCUGUUUCAAGCUGCGCUGCUUGCCGUUGGAAAUCUGUCGUUUUGUUUCCAUCUCCUGAACUUCGUGUUCAUAGCACAGACCGUGAAACAACAAUGUGAAGUGACGCCGCUUUAUGGCAACAACAGCAACACUAACUACGGCACCUGUGACGUGUCAGUACAAAACACCACCACCAACGUCACCUCAAAACAUACUUGUAGUGCUUGGACAUAUGAUGUGCAGAAAGAUCAUUCCAUUGUAUCAGAGUGGGAUCUCGUGUGCGGGAAUAUCUUUUUCGCCCGCCUCCCCCAGUCUCUCUUCAUCUUAGGGCAGGGUAUUGGCGCUGUCACGGUUUCGGUAAUGUCGGACAAAUUCGGGAGGAAACCUUUCCUUGUAAUGUCACACGUGUUGACCGCCGGUGCCGGGGUUGCCUUGGCGUUCGCCCCGAAUAUCGCAGCAUUUACUGCUCUGAGAAUGGUGAAUGGAAUUUUUCAACAGGGCAUUGUGGUGACAACAAGCACAAUGGUGAUGGAGUUAUUUCCGAUGAACCGGCGGGUAGGAGUAUCUGCAGUGUUCGCCUUGGUAUGGAGUUUCUGCACUAUACUCCUCACGGGAACCGCCUACUUCGGUCGUGAUAUGGAUUGGAGAACUCUGCAGCUCUGUUUUGUAUCUGUAUCCAUCACUGUCCUUCUCCAGAUUGUCUUCAUGGGGGAGUCCCUUCGUUGGUUGAUAACGAACAAGAAGGCCAAAAAUGCCAUUGCUAUAUUCAAGAGGGCAGCCAGGAUGAACAAGGUCGACGUGUCAAAUGUAGCAUUACCCGGUAUUCGAGCUGAAAAUACACCUGUUGAACUGAGCAGCACGAAACAGAAGUACGUUGAAACACCAUCAGAAGUCGUGAAAUACAGCUGCCUCGACUUGGUGCGGACCAGGUUUAUGUUGAAGAUCACUACUGUUGUGUGGUUUUCUUGGUUGGUUGAUAGCUUGACGUACUUCAGCCUCUAUCUAACAGCUUCAUCUCUGACUGAUGACUUCUAUCUGAACUUCCUCCUCAACUCGCUGGCUGAGGUACCAGCAGGUCCACUCUUCUGGUUUGUCGGAAGAAGAUGGGGAAGGAGAAUAUUCUUCAUUACUUUCCAUAGUGUUGCCGGUGUGUGUCUUCUCAUGGCUACAGUAAUCAAAAGCUUGGCGGCUGGCCAAGUCGCACUGACGUCAUCUACAGUCUUGGCCUUCAUUGGAAAAGUUGGAAACGCCGCCUGUUUUAACGGGAUGUUUGCGUAUACGCCGGAGAUCUAUCCAACGAAUCUCAGAUCAAUUGGUAUGGGAUCUGGAUCGACUGCCGCCAGGGUUGGAGGAAUGAUCGCGCCUUUCAUAUCUAUUCUUGCAGCUAUUGCUCCCUGGGCUCCUGGAACUAUUUUCGGGAUAGCCUGCUUGGUAACAGCCGCGCUCAAUUAUAUGCUCCCUGAAGCAGAGGGACGAGAACUUCCCCAGACAAUUGAGGACGUCAAGGCGUGGGGUAAAGCGCCCGCAAGAGGUUAACGCUACUUCAAUAAAACAAAGCUGUACGCGUUGGAAUAAUAAUAUCCAAAGAUAUGCGAAUAGUUCAAAACCAUCUUCAAAGAAUCAUCAGCGUGAACACUUCAGUGUCAGACGCAAGAAAUUGUAAAUUAUACAUUAUUCGAAGUUACGAUUUUCAUGUUAUGUAAUUUUUAUUUUCAAUAUCCAUUUUCAGUGAAAUAUGUGUGAACACAGCACAGUCAAAUAGAGAUUCAUAACCAAACCAGCCUACAUGUGCAUGAAUAAUAUUCAUGAUGUCAUAUUCGUAACACCAAAAGCAUCUAUUCCAAGAUAACUCCUACACUGUAACCAUUUCGUGACUCGAACCAGGCUUUGACGAGCAAAUGCUGUAACCACCAGCUGACUCCAAGCCCCGUUAUCGUUAAAGUGGAAUGGUUAUAUUUAAUACUAAUCAAGCAUGUUGUAAGGGUCGUAGUCAGGCUUAGUUGCCAUUUGUAAACUGAACUUCUUGAACGACUAACCACUUACGUUGUACACGGACCAAUGCCUUACGCUACAUGGUCUUUAUCUUAUUAGUCAAUUAUAAACAGUUAGCUUCGUGUACACAUUUGAGGAGUAUGAAGCUCGUCUUAUCUCUGCUGUUCGCAGACAUAAUGCACACCUUAGCAAACGUUCAGCGCCAACAAGUGUAAAAGUUGAUAGCUGACGGUAUGUAAGGCAAUAUGUCAGACUAUGUUCCACGUUCCACGUGGGUCUCAGCGGUUGAUGAGUGACCCUCGUAUGUUUGAAAUCAUGUGACUAUAUCCGGCACCGAAACAGCAUGAAGGAUAUCAAGAUAUCAUCUUUAAGAGAGAUAUAAUUUCAUGUUGGCAAUAGUGCACUACCCACAAGAGCUGAGUUGCACGAGGCGAUAUGAGCGCUCAGACGAUCGUCUUUACCACACAUCGACACAACCGUAUCGCUUAGGUCGUAAAUAUAUACAAUUCUCCAAGGUCCAAAUUGACAACUACGGGUCAAAUGGAGACAUGCUCCAACGUGUACACAGUCAGGUAUAUGUUGGCUCGAGUGAUAAUGACAAUGUUGUGACUCGAUCAGUGGUAUUGUCCCCCAUUAAAGCCAUACUUGUAUUAUUAUCAGAAACAUAAGAAAUGUCUGUUAAUAGUAGAUUUGGUAUUAGAGAAUAAUGGUCUAAUAACUCCAUAUGUUAAAGGAUUCAAGCAAACAUGUUACAUUAUCAUGUUUGGUUCUUUUAUAGUAUUAUGUAUAACGCUUGAUGUAUUGACUAUAUAUAUAACUAGUUACAUGUAAUAGAGUUCGAGUUAACGCAAAUAUGCUUUAAUGCAUACAUGGUUAUUGAUUGUAGAUGUUGACGUAUGGUAUGACUCCUAUAGCUGCCUUGUGUUUUUACGCCCUUCAGAUCUUUUCCGUUUAUUGGUAUUUGAGUGAGUGAACAUGAUUAUUAACUCCAGCAUUAUCGCAGUGUGGAACACCAAGAAUGGAAUUCAAACAUCGCAACCAUGAGGGGAAUCGAAUUUUCGGCCUCCCCACCACCCCACACUGUGUGUAAAAUGCAUUAUUGGACGUAAUUUUUUUUAAUCAGGUAAAACUAUGCAGCUUACUUUGUGGAUAUACUGACCGUUGUUAUAGAAAUGAAGUGAAUGUAAACUCCCCGUAGAAUAAUCAG